Messenger RNA from Camelina sativa (false flax), 709 nucleotides. RefSeq lists its product as uncharacterized. The record is from RefSeq and is a predicted model, not a curated record. Lineage: Eukaryota; Viridiplantae; Streptophyta; Magnoliopsida; Brassicales; Brassicaceae.
AUAGACUAAACAAAAAAAAAAAUUAUCCAUGGAGGGCCCUUUGCUGACCAAGAAAGAGGACACAAAAAUUGAUGAUGAGCACAACAUUGGCAUUACAGUCAGUGACGAUUCUUCAUUAUCACCACAUGAGGCUGAGAAUGUUAACCGGUGUAACCCAUGCACAGAAUCAAGUGUUUGGUUUAUCGAGCUAGUUCUGAACUUGGUCCAAGUUGUUGCAGCCAUUUUUGUCAUGACUCAUGCUAAAGAUGAACAUCCAGAAACAACAUUGCUUGUAUGGAUCAUCGGUUACACAUGUGGCUGUGUUGCUAUUCUCCUUCAUCAAAUUGUAAAUCGUCUCUGCUCAAGAAUCGACAAGGAAAUAAUGGUCCUUUUGAAGAAUAUGCUUGAAUUUUUGUUCGUCGGUUGGAUUUUCCCGCUAAUGUGGAUAUGUUACAGAAGCUCAUCAUCUGUAUAUGACCAUACUCAACAUUUCUGGUUAUGUAUGGCUUUUUUCACUUUCACUUGCAUUCGAUAUGUACCUCUGAACUUGAAAAGUUUAGCAUUUUAUUUAAUUUCAAUUUUGGUAAUAUGGAUUUGUACCAUUCUCCCCAAUGAGAUUGUUUACCUAGUAGUAUUUGUCGCCAUCCUUGCAAUUCUUAGAAACUGUAAGAGGGUUCUUAUCUCGCAUAUGUGAAUUAUGAAGUUUGAAAGCGCUUGUAAUUGUUUUUGC